This is a messenger RNA of Penicillium canescens, 408 nucleotides long. RefSeq lists its product as uncharacterized. NCBI's taxonomy places the organism in Eukaryota, Fungi, Ascomycota, Eurotiomycetes, Eurotiales, Aspergillaceae. The record is from RefSeq and is a predicted model, not a curated record. The transcript is spliced from 4 exons. Bases 1 to 408 code for a protein of 135 amino acids.
AUGAUUAUUGGUGGUGUCCUGGCGCCCACGGAAUGUUUCGGUUUGCUUGUACUUCAAAUCCGCACAUCACUUGGAUUCCACAUGUCAUCUCCGGAGGCUCCUUGGGGCCGGGGUGUUGCUGAUCGUCUUGCAGGCCAAUUGAAUAUCGAGAGUAGUGAAACCCUAACUGGACUCAACUAUAUUAUUGAUGUGUCCCCUACGUACGCCAAUUCGGCGAUUGCAGCCAAUUCCUUUUUUUGGUCAUGGCUAGGGGCUGGGCUUCCCAUAUUUGCCCUGCGUAUGUUGAAAAUUCUGGGCGCGCCUUGGGCCAUGACUUUGUUGGGAUGUCUCACCGCUGUGUACUUCCCUGUCCCCAUGGCGUUUUCAUCUAUGGACGAAAGAUCCGAUCAUGGAGUAAAUUCAGCGUGA